This is a messenger RNA of Gigantopelta aegis, 8801 nucleotides long. RefSeq lists its product as uncharacterized. NCBI's taxonomy places the organism in Eukaryota, Metazoa, Mollusca, Gastropoda, Neomphalida, Peltospiridae. The record is from RefSeq and is a predicted model, not a curated record. The coding region runs from base 437 to 3220 and encodes 927 amino acids. The transcript has 4 exons.
AAAAGCAGACGAUCAGCUGGCUGUUGUCACGUGCAAUCGUGAAGUGUUAGGAAAAGACAGCAACAUAACCAGAAGCUUCAAAACAAUGAUGUGUCUGCAGUAGCGUGCAACUAAUAUACUGCCUCAGUUAAUUUCUUGUGGUAAAAAUCGAACACUUAUAUGUAAUUUGAACAUUCUCAGAGAAAAAUCAAGAUUCCUUAACAAGAUUAAACAAACCUGUCAUGCAGUGUAACCACUAUAAAAUGCAUCUCAAUGUCAAUAUCCAUGCUGAUAAAAAAUAUGAAGCUCAUCUUUUCAUUAUUCUGCUCAUGGUGAAAUGUUAAAACUGAAGUUCACAAUACUGCUAUUUCAUUGUUUAAUAUACAAAACAACUUUAUGUCAUUAAAACUGAAGGUAAACAUUAUGAACUUACAUUUGAUGCAGUUGGUACAAGAACAUGACAGAAUGUUUUAUUUCUGAACUGAUGACAAAAGAUAAUCUUGAUAUAGACAAUAAUAUUAUGGAUCCUUCACAGCAGAGUAUCUUUGUCAAAACCUCAACAGAUGAAAUGGUAUUAUCUUUUAACAUUCUUAAAGGCAUAGAUAGAAAUGACAAAAUUGAGCAAAAUAUGGUGUUACAACAUAACAUGACAGAAGAAAUUGAAAAUUUAUCCCAAAAAUUAAGUCAAACAUCAGUUGCUUUAGAUGAAGACGAUUUGUCUGGUAUAAAUGACAAACCAGUAGAGUCAUUAUCUGUUACAAAUGAAUGGUAUGAAUCCAGUCAAUCUGAAGUUAACUCACCAAGUCUGAAGACAAAUACAUGUUUUCAGAUUAGUCAAAAUGACGGAACAUCUUUUCCAAAACUAUCUUCACAUCCAACAUUCUCUGCUCCUCAUCCACUUUUGUUGCAUUCUGAACCCCAAAAGUCAGAAUGCCAAAUCCUUACAGUUAAUGGUGUUGAUACCAAACAUAGUGACAAUGACUUUAUUAAUGAGGAGGAAGCAAAAUGUGCUGUUAUUCAGAACACUUUAUUACACUGCACUUAUGAAAUAGUUAGGAAUGAAUUUAGUAAUUUGGUUGAAAGCCAUAAUGUUGAAGUAUUUAAAAACUUCCCAUGUGAUAAAGCAUCAGAUGACUUGGUACAAUUUGAUAAUGAUAAUUUUUCAGAAAAAAUUGAUAAGAACAAUUCUCAUGAAAAUUGUGCUGAAGAAUUUGCAGUCAACAUUACCAUUAAUGGUUCUGACAAUACAGAUGCCUAUGUUCAGGUAGAUGAUUUGCAGCUGCAGUUUUCUCAAUGUUCCGAACACAAUGAAGUAAAGAAAACUGAAGUUGACAGUACUGCUGCACCAUUAUAUAUACAGGAUUUUGUGCCAUUAGAAACUAAAAUGGUUGUUCAAGACUCAGCUGAUAUUCCUAAGGAAAACAUUUAUGACGGUGAAUCCACAUUUGUCAGAGUAGUUGAUGAAUGUCACAAGAAAAUUACAGAUUGUGUUAUUCCUGAAUCGUGUAGCUAUUCUGUGUUGAUUACAAAAAAUAAUGGUGACCAUGCAGAAAAUAUUAUGGUGCCUUUACAGCAGAGUACCCUCAUCAAAGCCUCAAUAGAUGAAACAGUGUCACUGUUUAAAAUUCAAGAUGUUGAUAAUCAUAAAUGGUCACGUAAAAUUGAAAAAGAUGAGAGAAAUAAGGUGUUAAAAAAUAAUGUAGAAAGUGAACAUUUAUCCCGGAAAUUAUGCCAAACCUUAUUUGCUCAAGAUAAAAAAAGUUUGUGUGAUAAAGAUGAAAAAAUUAUGAUGUCAUUACCUGUUUCAAAUGAAAGUCACAAACCUGAUCAAUCUGGAGUUAACCCACCAAGUCGCAAUACAAAUUCACAUUUUCAGUCCAGUCAAAAUGACAGAACUGGCCAAAGUAAAGCCUUGUUUUCAGAUCUAUCUCAGCCUGCACAUUCAGCAUUCUCUGUUGCUCAUCAGCACUUGUUAAAUUUUGAAUCCAAAAUGUCAGAAGUCCAAUGUAUGAUUGUAACUGGUGACGGUACUGAAUACAGAGACAAUGACACGAAUGAUAAUUGGACAAGGCAUGCUGUUAUUCAGGAUAUGUUUUUAAGUGAUGAACAGAAUAUUUAUAAUGUAACUAGUAAUGAGAUAUUUCAAAAAGAUUUAAAACAUGAAAACCUGUUCUAUGCUGUGGACAGUGAAAGCUCAGCUACAAAUGAUGUAACUACAAUGAAUAGUUUAGUUGGUUAUAAAACAUCAACAGAAUGUUCAGCAGUAGUCCAGACAAAUAAUAUACCUUUUGAUCACAAUCAAAAUAAUCGAUCCAAAUCACCAAAUGCACAAAAUAUAGACAUUUGCAGUUCAGGUGAUUUUCAGAUAGAAACAACAGUCUCGGAUACAUUAAAACAUAUUUUAAUUCAGUGUGACAAAAUAUUAAAUGGUUCUUUCAUGAACCAGGACAUGGAAAUUCAAAGCAAAAGUUCAGAAAACAUGUUUUCAUCGUUAGAAAAUCUCAGUGUUUUUUCAACAAAACAAAACAGAUUUUUAGUACCAAAAACGGAAUUAGCCCAUAAAUCACCAAAUGUUCUUUUUGUAGAACAUGAUGAUCUUAAGUCAACUAUUAUAAAAACAAAAGUGGAUGAAGAAUAUUCAAAUGAAUUGAAACAAAAUGAAGAAAUUGUUUUGCCCAGCAAGAACUCAAAUGACCCCAGUACCGCAACUAAUUUAGAGACACUAGUAGAUAAUUCACCUGACAUUAAUAUCUCCAUUUCUGGUGGAAAAGAACAAUUAGUCCUUGCACAAAAAUUAAGACCUGAAAUAGGCUGUCAAAAAUCCAACACUCUGUUGGUAAUGAAAGAUGCUGAAAGUGAAAUAGAAACAAGUGAAAUGGAAGAAAACCUUGUACCAUGUUUCAACUCUGUUUCUAAAGAUCAACUUGUACCAGAAGAGGAAGUCGGUAUAGAAAUGACAUCAGAUUGCACCUUUUAUGAAAAAGAUGGAUAUCAAUACAACUUGAAAGAUGUACCACUAAAGAACAGUAAGGAUUUCUCUACAACUCAGUGCUUUAAAUGGAGAUAUACGCCAUCACUUGGACUUAGCAGUGAUGUUCCAGAGGAACUGCCCAAGUUCGAAGGUUUUGCAGACAAUCUUAGAAAACUUCCUAUAUUAAGAACCUGCUCAAGACCCAUUCGUAUUGGAUUGUCACGAAAACAAAGGGCAGGAAGAUUGCAUUCUAUUCCUGGGAACAAAUAAUGGACCUAUAUUAGUACAACAAACUUAAAGUUGGACAAUUAUUGUUUAUUAACAUUUCAGGGAUUUAUCCAGGCAUUGUAGGCUAUGAUACCAAACAUCAGCCUCUUCCCAAAAGUAAAUGUCAUUGAAAGCUCUCAAUUUCUUGGCUGUAAAUUCCCAAUUUGGUUAAUAAAUAAUUUGGUAAUUAUGCCUAUUCAGAAACAACAAUUGGCAGCAGUUGUGAUAAUGCAACACGAUCUUAUAAAAUGUGAUCAAAACAUAUCUACACUUGCUGUUGUGGCAGGCCUUUGCACACAAUAUCUAAGAUUUGAUCAAAUUUUUCUUCUAUCCCGAGAAAUCGUAAUUUUCAAAGCAUAAACAACACUAGUUGUCAUCAAUAUAUCUACCAUAUAAGUACAUUGUUUGAGCCCGAUGGCCAGUGGGGACAAACAAUUAAAUCAACCCCCACUACUGGGUACAAGCACUACUGGGUACAAGCACUACUGACCACACCAAUUGUAUAAACAAAAAUAUCUACAAGUCAGAUCUUUCGAUUUUCUUCCACAAGCAACAGUUUGCUAAUGAAUAUUUGCCCACCAGUAAUUUAUGUCCCAUUCCUGUCAUAGACAUUUUCCUCUGAUCACUGGCACCCAAAGAGCUGUUACUGUAAGGCCCACAUUCCAUUAACGUGAUUUAUCAAUAUAGUGCAUUUAUAUAGUACCCUUUCCAUAUACCCGAUUCUGCGCAUAGGUAUUCAGCGCGCUGAAAAAAAGUUUAUGAGUGAUUUUUCCAUGCACAAGUUUUUCAGCACAGUGACGUCAUAACAUGAAAGAUUUACUUUUGGCUUAAAAUUCAGUCCGACAACGUAAAAUUUUGUAUAGUAAUCCGCUUUGAAAAACACGGAAAUGCACACAAUAAAAUAUGCACAGAAUCGCAUUAAUGGAAAGUGGGAAUAAUAAUACAAACAGUGACAAGUCUUUUUAUGGUUGUACAUCACCAUUUAUGUUUGCUAACCUUUAAAAGUCGUCCCCCUCCCCCAUCAUUACAUAAUUAAAAUUGCAAGAUUUGCAAGACAUUUUUUUCAAAUGCAUUAUAUGAUGAAAUUAAUAACAACUUUUAACAACAAUGCACCUACAUAAACAAAAUUGGAUCCUAUUUUAUUUCUCACUUUGUUACUCAUUUGUGAGUGGGAGUAUAAUACUAUAAGCCUUUUAACUGUGAUACAAUUUUUGCUAACAAAGGUUGUUUCUGAGGGUUUUCUUUAUCAUGGAUAUAAAUUGGAUAUUAAUGUAUUUUUAAUGUAUCUUUCUUUAUGGUAGGUACUUUUCACAUACCACUAAUAUUAUAUUUUCACACUAGAUUAAUAAUUUUCUUUUUAAUACAUGUAUAUGUGGGGGUUUGGCAUGUCAACAACACUGUUACACAAGUAGGGGAGACCGGGGCACAGUGGGACACUGGGUACAGUGGGACAUUGCUAAUUUAUUUAAUUUAUAUUAACCAAUCAAAUAUCUUGUUACAUAGUAGUAUGCAGCAUCACAUGUGUAAGCUUCCAUUGCAGAAUUUACCGAGUUCUGCUCAACAUAUGAACUUUUGUACAAACAUCAACGUUUUGACAGCAUGUAAGUAAAUUUUGAGAUUUGAUAUAUUUUCAUUCUUAUUUAUUAAUGUUUUCUCUACUGUUAUAAAUUUGUAUAUUCAUAUUUGUUCCCACCAUUUGUGAUUACAAAGACAUAAAAGUUAUGUGGAAAAUAUGUUUAGUUUUUGUAAUGGGGUCCACCUUUCACUUUUAUGGGGUACACUGGGCCAUGCAUGCAUAGCUGGGGCACACUGGGACAUGUCCCACUAUGCCCCCAAAAUAAUUUUCUCAAAUAAUUUGAUGAUUUUUUUCAUUGUUUUAUUUUACUUUAUUUCAUUUCAUUAUUUUAUUUUAUUUUGUUUUAAUUUCAGGCCUUUAAAAAAAAAAUUGUUUUGUUUUGUUUUGUUGCUAUUAAUUGUUAUGGUCUAUUUUCAGUUUACAAUGGUCCGAAACAGGCAGAGAAAGACUAACAUUGGAAUGGUGGAUGAGAAAACAAUGGCAAUGGCGGUGAAUGCUGUUUCUAAUAGGAGUUCCAUAUGACAAACUGCCUCAAAAUACAAUAUUGCUAGACAAACAUUAUGUCGAUACGUUUCAAGAACAAAGGCAGCCAUAGCUAACCAUGAACUUCCACGUUUUACACCAAACUACAGUGUAAGAAAGAUAUUCACAGAUGAAGAAGAGAACAUGCUUGUAACUUACUUACUGACAAGCUGUCAAAUGUACUGUGGCCUGUCACCAAAAGAAGUGAGAAUUUUAGCUUUUCAAUUUGGUGAAAAAAAUCAGUCACCCAAGCAGCAGAGAUAGUCAACCCUUCUACAAGUGAAGCUACCCCAGCCACCCAAGCUACAGAGAUAGUCAACCCUUCUACAAGUGAAGCUACCCCAGCCACCCAAGCUACAGACAGUUAAUUCCCCAAACAUUAAACCUACCCAAACCAAAAAGACAUAUGUAACUAACUCAAUGUAUGUGUUCACCCCACUAAAGCAAAGCAUAGCAGCUAAUAAAACGAGCAAGUUAGUGAGUCCUGAAGAAAUACGACCAUAUCCUAAAGCUGGAGUGAGGAAAGGAAAAGUAGUAAAUAGGAAGCGAGGACGUACUAGAAUUGUUACAGAUACACCAGAAAAAGAGGAAUUAAUGAAAGAACAAGAGAAACAGCUUGCAAAAAAAUCAUUAAAACUGGAGAGUAAAAAGAGAAAGGUGAAACAGCUUUUUUCUCCUGCCAAGAGAAGAGUUCCUGAGAAAUGUGAUCACAGUGGAUCUGAAUCCGACGCCGAAUCAGAUGUGGUUUAUUCUGAAAACAGCGAUGAAGCCAGUCUUAGUGAUCAACGACAUGAUUUAUCAGAUUCCAUAUCUGUAGGAGAUUAUGUUCUUGUAAAGUUUGCCACCAAACGAUCAGUAUUACAUUAUGUUGGUCUGAUAACAAAAGAUGAAGCUGGUGGUGAAUAUGAAGUGAAAUUCUUGAAAUCUAGUACAAAAAGUGGUAAACAGUUUAGAUGGUCUGAACCUGAAGAUGUUUCAUUGGUGAACUCUGAAGACAUAGUAAAGAAAUUGCCCCCACCCUUCACUGUUGGUGGAACGGCAAGAGCCAAGAAACUUUUAAUGUUCUCCACUGAUCUUACCUCGUAUCAUCCACUGUAAGGUAUCCAUGGUCAAGGCACAAGUCUUAAACAAUCAACCCUUAACUCCCCCAAAACAGAACACGAAAUAUAAAACCUCUGAAAACCCACAGCAAAAAACCCUCAAGAAAACUGAAAAUGUUCUGUCAGUUUGUGAGUAGCUUGUUCUUUUCUGGAAAAUGGAUGGUUAUAUUUUAAUAAACAUGUUUCAGUUCACUGAAUUAUUUAUUGUCUUUUAUACAUAAAAUUGUUCAAUCAUCUAACCGAAAUCCUGAUCUAGACUAAGCCAUGUUGCAUAUUUCAAAUUACAUUCUGAUGGUGAAAUAAGCUAACAAGAUCUUCUGAAGCUUAUAAUAAUAUAAAUGGUCAAAUGUCCCAGAGUACCCCGAUGCUUGUCUCAGUGUGCCCCACCCAGGGGUAGAGUGGGACGCAAAAAAUCACGUUGAAACUUAUUCAAGUUUCCAGAUUUCCAGAUAAAUAAUUCAUUUCUAAAAUAUGUUUGUCUAUUCAUUCACUUAAUGCAACCCUUCACACAUGACAACAAAUUAUUCUCACAAGUGAAAUUAUUUUGGAGAUAAAGCAAUUUUUGAAAAAAGUGUCCCACUGUGCCCCGGUCUCCCCUACAUGUAAUUGCCACUAUUGUAUUGUUAAAUGUUAUUAACAGUUAUUUAAUAAGUUAAAAUUUUAAAUUGGUAUAUAUGGCUGCCACAUCUGCAUGUACUGAAUUAAAAACUUAAAUUUCUCUUCUCUUCAAGUGAAUAAGUAUAACUUUUAACAUUGAUGUGGAGGUUUAAUCAAAGAAAUUUAAGAACGUUUGUCUUUAUUGUAUAACUAAAAAUCAGAACAAUAAAAAGUAUAUUUUGUUUUGUUGUUUAUUUACUUAAGAACAAUGUAUUAAAACUAAAUGAAUAUAAUUAUAUACUUUAAAUAAUAACAGAUGUAUAAAUUCAUUGGCCCGAAAACUUCUCCAAUUAUGACCAAUAUCAUACUAAUUUUCCCAAUCUCAUGAGCCAUGGGACCCUGGUGAAACAUCCUGGAUAAAUCCCUGCAUUUGUAAAAUAACUGCAAAUUAUUUAUUGUGUAAUUUGCCAAUCUCAAUUUCAACAUAGCAUCUUAUGUUUAAUUCAUAUAUCAUAUGCAACUAUAUUUGAUUUUAUGAUAAAGUGUUAAAUGUGUUCAAUUCUUGUUCAGUUCUUAUUGUUCUAGGGCUCAUCAUAGCAAACAUCUGUGAUAUUGUAAAAAAGUUGCUAUUUACAAAUUUAUUAUUUUCUUUUAAAUACAAUGUAUUUGAAUUUUGUUAUAUUUUUCUAAUUCAACAUGUACCAUAGUAAAAAUUGAGUCCUUACAUAAUAUGCUAACAAAAUAUUUUCACUUAAUGUGUAAUCGUUUUUAAGAUUUUAAUUUGUGUUUCAUUUUCUUCAAACAAAUAAUAAUUAAAGUUUAUGUAUGACCUGUUACAUUUUCAUUAUUGUUUCAUAUUAUUUUUCUAACCACAACAUUAACAGAACACAGAAAGUGACAAAACCCAAGUUUAAUGGCAAAACAGAUAUUUCUCACACAAUCUCAAGUGAACUUCACUAUACAUUUUCACACCAUCAUUAUUUUUGUUUAUGCAUACAUGCAUACAAGGGCUUUUUUGCCACGGGAUGGAUGAACAGUUACUUAUGGACCUGCAACCACCAUCCCAAGUUGUUCCCACAUGUGGUUUGAUGGUCCUGUAUGCAUCUAUAUGCAAGAUAUGGUCUGGACAAGGAUUUACUGUUAUGUGUAGUAGACUGAAAAGUAGGUCACAGUGACCUAAUAAUAGAAUGCGACACACCGCUAUCCCAAGUUGUUCCUACAUUUGAGGUUUGAUAGUCCUGUAUGCAUUUGUUUGCAAGAUAUGGUCUGGACAAGAAAAAGUUAACAGACUGACUUGUGGACGGACGGACGGACGGACGGACAUCGCCAUACCAUAAUACAACCCAUUAUAGAUGGGUGUAUAAAAAUUGUUGUCUGACUGCUGUGUACACAGACAACAAUCUAUUAUACAGGUACAUGUACCAGCAACACAUGUAAUUAUAUAAAAACUGAAAAUAGUAAUAAAAUAAUACAUGUAGUGCAAUUGUUUCAUUUUGAAAAGAAAACUAGUAAUAAUAUAAUAUAGUAAAUGCACAAUAUGUGAAUUUGCCAUUCAUGGUAAAAUACAACAAACAUGCAUGUUAUUGUAUUGCAAGAGUAAAAAGUAAUGAUAAGUAUGUAUUGUAUGGUUUUACCCCUAUAUGAUUGUUACAGUUAUUGAAGUAGACAACAUAUGUAAACAAAUGGAAAGCAUCAAAGAGUGAUUUUGUUUUUGUAUAUAUUUUUAAAGUUACAGUGUCUGGUUGCCAUAUAAUAAUAUGCACAAAUAUGAAAUACAAGCUCAAAUGCA